UUAUCAAAUUAAUAAGAUUACUUCAAUAUGUAAUUGCCAUUACAUUAUUAUGCAAAAUAAACAUAGAAACUGGGUGCAGUUGAAAACAAUCGGUAACUAAAUAGUUAAGGUAGAUUAUUUCUAGAGUGCAUAAGACCCUGGUUUGUGCUUAUUUCCGUGACCAACUAGAACUUAAUUAGUGACGCAGAAGAUGAUUAUAAGCAAACAAGGAACAAGAGUCACAGUGCAGAUCACUAGAGCUCAAAGCUUUACAGCAAAUAGAAAAAAAACAGACAGCAAUAAACGUCCCUCAGGAAAUUGGGCUGUAAAUCUCUCACAGCUUCCAAGAGGCAGUUUCAAAUUCUGUCGCUCGUAGUUCAGCAAGGAGAAGCUCAUCCUGACCAGCAUCUGAGAGCAUCCAAAUCUCCCCAAGUGGAUGUCAGACUGAGCAGAAAACCUGCCAUUCUUCAGGGCACCUGCCCACAGAAAUGCCUACACCCUGCUCAGGCAAAAGAGUUGGCACCCAGUCAGACUGAGAACCCCAGCACUGGCCGAACAACAGAUCCUGAGUGGUGUGCGGAUGAUGGAGAGUACCAGUGUUCUUCACAACUUGAUCUCUGAGGAGGAAAUGGGAGAAAGCACGUCCAAGGAUUCACUGGGGAAUAUCUCAGUGGAGACCAAUUCUACCAGCUGCACCAUAGGGGGAAGGCAUGACUAUAUCUUCCUUAUGAUCCCCAUCAUAUACACCAUCAUCUUUGUUGUGGGAGUACUGGGAAACAGCAUGGUGAUGAUAGUUAUCUAUUGCUACCUGAAAUUGACGACAGUUGCCAAUAUUUUCCUGCUGAACCUUGCCCUGGCUGACCUGAUCUUUGUGAUCACCUUGCCCUUCUGGGCAGCCUACACAGCUAUGAGGUACCACUGGACUUUCGGAAACUUCCUGUGCAAGACCAGCGCCACUGUCGUGCUGCUGAACAUGAAUGCCAGCAUCUUCCUCAUCACCUGCCUGAGCAUGGACCGCUACCUCGCCAUUGUGCACCCCAUGAAGGCGAGGACCAGGCGCACCCUGGUCCACGCUUGGGUCGCCUGCAUCGGGGUCUGGUUCCUUGCUGGCUUUGCCAGCCUGCCCGCCACAUUCUUCCGCAGCACGUCCCACUACGACAGUUGGAAUCGAACUAUUUGCGCUUUCGAUUACCCGAAGGACCACAAGAAGCAGUGGAUAUUUGGCAUGGCACUACUGAAGACCCUUCUGGGGUUUCUAAUCCCACUCUUCAUCAUCCUGAUUUGCUAUUCCCUAAUCAUCAAGAGCUUGGUGCAGACGUACCAGAUUAGACGAAACAAGCCAGCAAGCAAUGAAGCGUUUAAGCUCAUCAUUGCCGUUGUCGUGUCAUUCGUUUUGUGCUGGCUUCCAUUCCAAGUCUUCACAUUCUUGGACGUGCUCUCCCGCUUGGAGAUCAUCAAGAACUGCCGCAUCCCUGAAAUUGUCGACACCUCGAUCCCCUUCACCAUCUGCAUGGCUUACUUCAACAGUUGCCUCAACCCCAUCCUCUAUGGCUUUGUUGGCCACAACUUCAGAGAGAAGCUCUUCCUGUUCCUGAGGUGCAUACCUCCCGAGAUCAAGCCGCACCCGAGUCUGUCAACGAAACUGAGCUCAUUAUCGUACCGAACCAUCGAAUCACUGACAAAGCAAAUGGACAUCUCGAGUGCAGUGUAAGCUAGCUUUCUAGUUUGCCAGCAUUCCCACGCAUGUUUAAAUUUCAUCACAGAUCUCCGGUGAGCUUGGACUGAUUGCAAAGCAGCACAGUGCUUUGCAAUAGAAAACUGUGGUUCUGUCCCUAGAUUCACACUUGUAUAUAAAACUUCGGCAAGUGAAAACAGGAGCCUCUUCAAUUUGAACUUCAGCAGCUUGAGCAAGGAGAAGCAGGAAUGUAUGUAGCCCACAAAGCAAGAUGAUAUGAAAUUCCUGAGUUCAGAGCUGUUGCAGGUUCAAGUCCACCAGAAUGGAUUAGACCAUAUUUUCAAAUGAGGUUUUAUGACGGGAAAAUGGAUGUUUGUUCUCUUUGAAACAGCACCUCUCAGAACCUGACCUCUAUCACGGCAAGGGAGAAAUCAUCAGUCACGUGAAAUGCUCAACUCCUGCUAGUUUCCUUCCAAGUCACACACAGACUUGGAAAUCCCCAUUCCUGAUGAAGGGUCUCGGCCCAAAACGCUGGCUACUCUUUUCUCACGGAUGCUGCCUGACCUGCUGAGUUCUUCCAGCGUUGUGUACGUAUUCUUUGAUCCACAGCAUCUGCAGUUGUAUUUUUGUGUUCAGUCUUGGAAACAUGCUCCUUUUCCUUUAUCAUCACCGGUUCUAAGUUCUGGGACUCCCUUUGAAAGAGGACUGUGGCAGAACGUUUGUCAGAAGUUCAAGCAGGAAUUUGCUACCAACUUCUCAAGGGCAAUUGGGUUCCAAAUGCCCUCAGCUCUGAAAUAUAUAAAUUGUCCUAUCUAUCUAGAUGAAUGAUAAUUCUGUCAGACCUCCACCAGCUCCUCUUUACUGAGACUCAAGUUCAUGGAAUGAAGCAGGGUUCACCCAACCAAUAUGAUGGCAGGAUUCCAAUAUUGAUUCCUUGGUGCUAAUCAGCAGAACCAUCACAGUCUCCAACCUGGGACAAUGCUUCAUCCAAUCUAUUCUUCUCACAGCACCAUUUCAACAGAAAGGACAGUUUCUGCUCCUGAAUUCCCGGCAACCACAUAGGAAGAACCAACCUGGUCUGCGCUUCAUCCUAAUGAUCAUUCAUAGGACUUGAGACUGCAUCACUGAGCAGAUGGUGAAAUGGGAUUACAAGUGUCCUGUCCUCUGAUUUCUCCAAAGUAUGUUGCUAUCACAGACCAAAACUUGGUGAGGAAAGGUAUAGAGCUUCAUCACCAUUUUCCAACUAGAAGAGCACAUAGAGAGAAAGCUGGGUAUGAGAUUAUGACUUGGGUUUUGAUGUUCCUUUAGUUUGCUUUGAAGCUCAUCACAACCAGUGACAAUUAAUGUAUACUUACACUACACCUUUAACAAUAUAUUGACAUUGCAGUUUGAUUCUCAGGUGAACUGGUAGAACACUACACUGCAUAAGAUGGAAACCAGUAAGCCCAUUAAUUUCGUACCAGCCCUCAAAGCAUGCAAUCUAUUCUCUGAUAUAUACCCAUCAGCUCUCCCUCAUUUUCCAACAACACACUCAGUAUGAGGUCAAUUUACAACGGCCAACUAACCUGCCAACUUACCUAUCCAUGGAACGUGGGAGAAAACCGGAGCAAAUGAGGGACAACACUUCAUGUAGCGUACUCAAUGGUUCGGAUGGCUUUACUUGUAAGUGCAUUUUCAAAACUGAUGACUGAGCUUGGCUAAUAUGCAUUAUAAGAGACCAUUCAGCCCACUUCCCUGAGCCUGCAUGCUCAAAAGAUACAUGUUUGUGCAAUUCAAACCUAGUAUCCCAUGGCACUCAAAGAAUCUCUUUAAAGCUGUGCCUGCUGGUGUUUGAUAUUUCCACCCUAUGAAGAGGACUGACUUUCCACGUAUAACACUUGCAUGACCAAUGACUGUGAAUAAGUGAUAAAGAAAACAAGAUUUGCGUGUGAUACUGUCAAUCACUGUAUUUAUAAGGGGAAAAAAAAAACAGGGUCAAACGUGGUCCAUUUGCCUACUCAGUCCCGCUUUGCCAUUUACUACUGAUCAUCCAGCUCAAUGCUAUAUUCCCACUCUCUUCCCUUGCAGCUGGAUGCCCUUCACAUUGUUAGAACAUGUUGACGUGUUUACUCUGAAGACUCUGUGUUUGGGAAUUCCUCCCAGAAAACUUUAAAGGAAGACUUACAGCAUGUAAUUUUAUGAUCUUCACCCCAUGAAACUACAGCACUGCCUGCCAUUUUGUAAGCUUUCAGCUAUUGGCAUUGUACAGUGUUGGAGUAUUUGAUCAUUUCUCAUGUCUGGUUCGAUUUGGUAUUGCCUUUUGUAAGCACACAGCUCGUAAAUAAAAUAUUCCUUCAAUUAUCACCAUUUAUAUUGAAUAAAGCUAUUUCAAUGUGCUAUGACA
Messenger RNA from Hypanus sabinus (Atlantic stingray), 4037 nucleotides. It is a transcript of the gene agtr1a, whose product is annotated as angiotensin II receptor, type 1a. Lineage: Eukaryota; Metazoa; Chordata; Chondrichthyes; Myliobatiformes; Dasyatidae. Gene Ontology annotation, cellular component: membrane. Bases 560 to 1690 code for a protein of 376 amino acids. The record is from RefSeq and is a predicted model, not a curated record. The transcript has 2 exons. Gene Ontology annotation, molecular function: angiotensin type II receptor activity. Gene Ontology annotation, biological process: immune response; G protein-coupled receptor signaling pathway; regulation of vasoconstriction.